UCAGGCAAAGUGUUAAUCAUGUGGAUUCUUUUACUGGCAUUCUUGUCAUUUUCAAUUUUCCCUCAAAAUUCGGUUUGUACCGAAACCAAACCUCACCUUGAAGACAUCUCGAAAAGACUUCAGGAUUUAGAAAAUAAAGCUGCACACCAAGAAAGUGUUAUUGAAGAGCUACGUAAAACUAAUUCUAAACUUUGUGACUCAAACGAAGAACUACGUGAAACCAACACAGAAAUACGAAAAGCUAUUUUGGAUCUACGUGCAACCAAUGCUGGGCUAAAAGACAUAAUCAUACGAGGGGCUAUCAAAAAAUACGUAGACACUUGUAACUGACUACUGAAAUGUGGCGUUGUCUAUAAUUGAUUUGUUAAUUUGUGUUUAUUCAUGUAUAAUUUACCUAAUAUGAAAAACAAAUAAUAUAUUAUAACGUUAUAAAAAUGUGUUUCUUGUGUUUAAACG
Messenger RNA from Mercenaria mercenaria, 456 nucleotides. RefSeq lists its product as uncharacterized. The transcript is spliced from 2 exons. NCBI's taxonomy places the organism in Eukaryota, Metazoa, Mollusca, Bivalvia, Venerida, Veneridae. The coding region runs from base 19 to 330 and encodes 103 amino acids. The record is from RefSeq and is a predicted model, not a curated record.